Sceloporus undulatus (fence lizard) is the source of this 1975-nucleotide messenger RNA. It is a transcript of the gene PABPN1L, whose product is annotated as PABPN1 like, cytoplasmic. The coding region runs from base 1 to 747 and encodes 248 amino acids. Lineage: Eukaryota; Metazoa; Chordata; Lepidosauria; Squamata; Phrynosomatidae. The record is from RefSeq and is a predicted model, not a curated record. Gene Ontology annotation, molecular function: RNA binding. The transcript is spliced from 8 exons.
AUGUUUGGACUUGGAGCAAGUCCCCACUUUCCAGAAGCCGGAUCCUGGUGGUGCAACCCUCCGUCUUUGGCCGCUGCAGAUUCCCCUUGGGAUGUCACCGAAAUCUCCACCUGGCAGAAGCACCUGGAAGAACAGACCAAGCUGAGCCCCUUGGAAGGAGAUGCAAAGGACUUUCUGCGAGCGGAGGAUCCUGAGCUGGAGGCCAUCAAGGCGAAGGUUCGUGAGAUGGAGAAAGAAGAGGAAUGGCUUCAGGAGCUACAAGCAGAAGCAAAGAGCCUCAUCAUGAGUUCGGAGCCAGGUCUUGCUUUACCCAGGACAACCGAGGAAAAGGUGGAAGCUGACCAGCGCUCCAUCUACGUGGGGAACGUGGAUUAUGGAGGAACCGCAGAAGAACUGGAGUCGCAUUUCAACAGCUGCGGGAAGAUCAACCGGGUGACCAUCCUUUGCGAUAAGUUCUCUGGCCACCCCAAAGGGUAUGCCUACAUUGAGUUUGCUGGCAAGAGCUCCGUAAAGGCAGCCAUGGAGCUGGACGAGAGCAUAUUCAGGGACCGCGUCAUUAAGGUUCUGCCCAAAAGGACCAACAUGCCAGGGAUCAGCACUACCGACCGUGGCGGCGCCCGGGCUCAUUUCCACGGCCGGGGAGCUUUGUCGCGCCGUGGCAUCUUCUGCAGCGGGCAGCACGCAAGGCCACGCGGAAGGGUCUACAGGGGCCGCGGAAGACUAUCUCCUUGGUAUGCGCCCUACUAGAUGGUAAAAUGAGAGGACCCAAGCAGUGGAAAAGAAUUGGGGAGGAAAUGCAGGCAAGCCCAUCAAAAUGAAGACUGUUCUCAUCUAUUGAUCUCUUGUGAGUUAUUUGUGUUGAGUUGUCAUUCUUCUAACAAAAAAAUUGCAGAGGAUUCCUACCUUCUUCUCAGAUACAACAAAGACCUUUGUCAGCAUCAGAGAAGACCUUUGUCGACACCCGAGGCUUGCGGACUGUCAUAUGGGUGCGCAAAAAGGACCCUUCUGAUUGUGUUUUGGCACUGCUGCGUGAGUUAUCUAGACAGUGGAUAGAAAACUAAAGCCUCACCAUAAUACCUGGACUGCCCUUUCCUUUCUCUAUCCCACCUUGCGAUAUUAGGUAUCCUGGAUCAUGCUGGAAAGUCCGUCGGUUGGUCUCCUUGGCACAGCUGAUAAUUCCUUGAUUCUGCCCAUUGAAAGGGGUUUGAGGAGGUAGGCAAGGAGUGUGCAGAUAGGGUUUUUUAUAUAUACACCGUGCUUAAACCACAUAAGGACUUGGCUCCCAGGAACGAUGCUGGGUCUACUCCUUAAAGGGAUGUGAACACGAUUGAGCUGUAGAAACCUGGCUUGUAAAAAUACCUUUUUCCUUUCCUAUUGGUGUAAAAUAGUACCUUGAAACCUGUGAAGAUGGUUGAGUUUAUAGAGGAGGGGGAAAAAGCAUCACCUUGUUUUUAUAAAUUGCACCAUGCAAAGUCCAGUCUUACAUUGUCCUUAAUUUGCCUUUCACUUCUAGUCCUCCUGCAGUAGCCAAAGAGAAAAUAGAAAAGAAACGUGUGCUCUGUUCUCUAACUUAAACAUCCAGUUUAAGCUCUAUAAUUGCAGAAUGGGAGGUGUGCAAUCUUACCUUUUAGCAGAUGGAAAAGGGUGACCUUUGGAUUUGGGCGAGUGAAAAAAUGUAAUGUUUUCAGUAAUAGUGUUCUUUUUAAAAAAUGGUUCCCCGGGGAAAUGUUUCCUGCACUUGACCCGACUGAGAUGAGCGAGAACAUGGCUCCCACCUCUUUCAAGGGGUUUGUGGCGGAGUAUUUCCCAGGUGAGUAAUGACUGGGCAGAUGUUGAAGGGAAGCAGAGUGAAAAAUUGGGAUUCUGUAUGAAAGCCUUCAUGCCUAUGAACAGAAAUGCAGUUUUGUCAUAAAGCUGUUUUGUAAGAUGUUAAAUAUAUUUUAAGCAAAAUAAAUGAUUCUACUAAUUAAACCAA